GCCUGGACCCCUGGCCGUCCGCAGCCAUGGCUCCUCCACCCUUCUGGGGGCUGCUCCGCUUGGCCGCCCUCUGCCAUCUGACCGCGCUGCUGGCCGGACAGCACCUCGGUGUGAAGAAAUGCAGCAUCACCUGCAACAGGAUGACCUCGGAGAUUCCCGUGGCCUUACUAGACCACUACCAUCGAAAUCAAGAAUCCUGCGGCAAGCCUGCCAUCAUCUUGAGGACGAUAAAGAACAGAACCUUCUGUGCUGAUCCAAAGGAGAUAUGGGUUCAGAAAGCCAUAGCACAUCUAGAACGCCAGACAGCUGUUCCAGUUCAAAAUGGCGGCACGUUCGAGAAGCAAAUCGGUGUGGGUGAGCCCAGGACCACCCCGGCCACCAGGGGAAUGGACAGGCCUGCGGUCACAGAGCCCAAAUCCACCCAGGAAAACAGUGGCCAGGAGGCACAGAGGGCCUCGGGGACUUCCUCAGAGCUGCCAACAGGAGUGGCUGAUUCCUGGGGGACCAGGUUCCCCUCCACUCCAAAGGCUCCGGAUGGAGGACCUCCAGCUGGGUCCCAGACAACUGAGUUUUUCAACGCUGCUACCCUCACCACCGCAACGUCCUGGCAGAGUUCUCCUGCCUACAAACCCGGGUCAGGCCUCUGGACAGGGGGAAAGUCCUCUGAGGCCCUCCCCACCCAGGCCCCCUCCACCCAGACCCCCUCUACCCAGGCCCCCCCUACCCAGACCCUCCCUACCCAGGCCCCCCCUACCCACACCCCCACUAUUUCACACAGAGCCUCAGAGGACAGUGUUGGCCCUGAAGGCCAGCCUGUAUGGAUCACAGGAGACAAUCCCAUGCCAGAGAACUCCCUAGGGCCUGAGGAGAUGGAUCCCAUCUCAGCUCACACGGAUACUUUCGGGGGGCCUGACGGCACACCCCAUCUCUCCAUGGUCCCUGUCUCCUCUCAAAGGGUCCCCAGCAGGGAGCCAGUGGCCUCAGGCAGCUGGACCUCCAAGGCGGAGGAGCCCAUCCAUGCCACCGUGGACCCCCAGAGGCUGGGUGUCCUCAUCACUCCUGUCCCCGACUCACAGGCAGCUACCCGGAGGCAGGCGGUAGGGCUGUUGGCCUUCCUUGGCCUCCUCUUCUGCCUUGGGGUGGCCAUGUUUGCCUAUCAGAGCCUCCAGGGCUGCCCCCGCAAGCUAGCUGGGGACAUGGUGGAGGGGCUUCGCUAUGUCCCCCGGAGCUGUGGCAGCAACUCCUAUGUCCUGGUGCCGGUGUGAGCUGGCCCCCUGCC
Molecule: messenger RNA, 1279 nt
Organism: Odobenus rosmarus divergens (Pacific walrus)
Lineage: Eukaryota; Metazoa; Chordata; Mammalia; Carnivora; Odobenidae
Gene: CX3CL1
Product: chemokine (C-X3-C motif) ligand 1
Exons: 3
Coding region: 27-1265 (412 amino acids)
Biological process (GO): cellular response to type II interferon; positive regulation of GTPase activity; neutrophil chemotaxis
Cellular component (GO): extracellular region
Molecular function (GO): CCR chemokine receptor binding; chemokine activity
Source: RefSeq, a predicted model, not a curated record